Messenger RNA from Saccharomyces paradoxus, 2640 nucleotides. It is a transcript of the gene ARG81, whose product is annotated as Arg81p. Gene Ontology annotation, biological process: regulation of DNA-templated transcription. Gene Ontology annotation, molecular function: DNA-binding transcription factor activity, RNA polymerase II-specific; zinc ion binding. NCBI's taxonomy places the organism in Eukaryota, Fungi, Ascomycota, Saccharomycetes, Saccharomycetales, Saccharomycetaceae. The record is from RefSeq and is a predicted model, not a curated record. The transcript has a single exon. The coding region runs from base 1 to 2640 and encodes 879 amino acids.
AUGGGAAUUACCAGCAAGAAUGGUCCUAAAAAAAUGGGAAGGGCAAAGACAUUUACUGGGUGUUGGACGUGUAGAGGAAGAAAAGUUAAGUGUGAUCUUCGGCAUCCCCACUGCCAAAGAUGUGAAAAGUCUAACCUGCCAUGUGGCGGUUAUGAUAUCAAACUCCGGUGGUCUAAACCUAUGCAAUUUGAUCCGUACGGCGUCCCAAUUCCACAAAACUCUCCUGCAACUACCACAAACUUAUCGGGUAGUGUCGAUGAACCACAAUACCAGCGGCGCAACAUCGAUUUUGUACGGUAUGAUGAGGAGUACGUGUAUCAUGAAGAUAUGGAUGAUGAGUUAACAAUGUUGCAUACUCCUCCAAUUGAGAAAAUUAGUGACGACAAGACGUGGAUCAUUAAGAAAUUUGGAGUCUUUAAGGGAACAAAUAAGAUCGACAAGCGGUACGCUCCAAGGAAAAAGCGCAAUAGAAAAAGAGUUACCAAAAAUUUGGAGAGCUCAGGUUCAGUUUCGUUAUCCUCGUCACCAUCUUCGACUUUGUCCUUUCCGAUUAGACACAUUGAGGACAAGUUGAGGAAUAGAGGACAUGUCAAGACGGGUAUUUCUUCCGCUAGUAAUGCGGUACCACCAACACCAAAUCUUUUAGAUUACGACUGGAACAAUCUGAAUAUAACAGGGUACGAGUGGAUCUCGAGUGAGCUCAGAGAUGAUGCAUUAUUGUCUGCGGUGACCCUUCAGGGACAUCAUUUGGGGCACUUGCAACCACAGGAAAUCUCGUUUGAGGAGAAUUCCAAUAUUGUGAGCGGGGAAGAGCAGAUAAAUUCCAAAGAACAUGGACGUACCAUUGAGGCAGAUAGUCAAGAUUCAUCAACUUUACCUAGUAAAGGAACCAGUGCGAACGACAAACUCUACCAUCAAAACCUGAAGUUGCUAUUCCAGAAAAACUCUUCAAACAGCGAGGAACCGGACCCUCAAACAUUGAUAGAUGAUAUAUUCGUCAAUAUUGAACCAAGAUCUCUGCCUGCAUCCGAUCUGAAUAAAAUAGCUCUGGCUCCCCCAAAUGACGAAUCACGCAUGCCCAAGUCCAUGUUAGAACUCACAUCCUAUUCUAGUGACCUACCGUCCGAAUUGAUAGAUAUUAUACCCAAAACAGACCUCACAGUGCACGGUUUAGCGAGAUUCCUUCUAAAUCAUUAUUUUAAUAAUGUUGCAGAUAAAAUGACAGUCGUCGUGCUCGAGAAGAACCCAUGGAAAACCUUAUACUUCCCCAGGGCCCUGAUGGCGUUAGGUGAUUUAGCGGGUUUGGGGCAAUCCUCCAACUCGAGAAAUGCGUUGUUGAACGCUCUUCUUGCAGUCUCUUGUUUUCACUUGCAAAGCAAGUACCCGAGGAAUUAUAAACUGCAAAAGUACUUUCUAGGCCUGGGUAUCGAAUUAAGAAACCAGGCUUCAAACUUUCUAAGAUUAUGUUUGAACACAAAGUCAAGUAUACCUGAGAAGUAUAAAGAUGUUCUAACUGCAAUUUUAUCUAUGAACUCUAUUGAUGUUGUAUGGGGGACAAUGGCAGAUUGCCAGGAUCACUUAGCCCUUUGUGAAGACUUUGUUGAGUCAAGAAUGAAACUAAGACCUAAUAUUUCUGAAAAGGCAAAAACUUUACAUCGGAUUUUCUCAUUUCUCAAAUUAAUACAAGAUAGUACUGCAUUAGAUAAAGUCAGGGCUAAGGAAAUUGUUAUUUUACCAAGUGAAGAAGAUGAUAAUUAUAAACCAUUGGAUAUGUCAAAUGCAGCUACUGCUAAUAGUGAGUCAAGGGUUGAUGUUAUGGAGGAAGGUUUAUUCAGAGAGGCCCUCAAUGAAAGUGACGGCAAAAUACAUAUUGAAUUCGUCAAGGAGCCCAUUACAAACAUAUCUGCUGACUCUACUCCGUCUUCUAACACUCCCCCCAUUUUCACCAACAUAGCGACAGAAAGUUAUUAUAACAAAUCUGAUAUUUCUAAGCUGGUAUCGAAGACUGAUGAAAACAUAAUUGGCACAGAUUCGCUUUAUGGAUUGCCUAACUCAUUAAUAUUACUAUUUUCAGAUUGUGUUCGGAUAGUGAGACAUAAUGAAUAUUAUAAUUUGAUUUACUUACCUGUACCGAGAAAAUUCAAUGAACUUUCAUUAAAUUUCGAAAAAAGAUUAUUAAAAUGGAAAUCGGAGUGGAAUUUUCAUCAAGAAAGUUCAGAGGGGAAAAGCUUCAUAAAUCCUACCGCUGAAGCGCUAUAUCACCAUACAAUGAGCUUUUAUUUCAGUCUAAUUAUUUAUUAUUUUACAAUGGCAAGAAGUUUAAACUGCCAAUUCCUACAAAACUACGUGGCCAAAGUAUUAGAUCAUUUAAAUGCCAUGGAAGAAUUAGUGAAUCAAAAGAAGGUAAAAAUUGUCCCUUUAAUUUGGCAAGGUUUUAUGGCAGGAUGUGCUUGCACAGAUGAAAACAAACAGCAAGAAUUCAGGAGAUGGGCGGCAAAAUUAGCAGAAAGUGGGGUGGGUUCCUAUUGGGGAGCCAGGCAAGUGAUGUUAGAAGUGUGGAGACGACGGAAAGAGGAUGAACCGGGCGAUAAUUGGUAUUCUAUCUAUAAGGAUUGGGAAAUGAACUUAAUGCUAUCAUAA